Messenger RNA from Anopheles funestus (African malaria mosquito), 2000 nucleotides. RefSeq lists its product as uncharacterized. The coding region runs from base 319 to 1815 and encodes 498 amino acids. The transcript has 3 exons. Lineage: Eukaryota; Metazoa; Arthropoda; Insecta; Diptera; Culicidae. The record is from RefSeq and is a predicted model, not a curated record.
CAAAAAAUCCAUCCCCAUGCUGUGCCAAACUACGACUCUCGACUAGCUCUGGUUUCAGUCGGCGAAACACUCGCACACUACAGCGCACGGCAGUGUUUCAGUUGUGCAAGCAAAAUCUACACCAUGCACUGUGAGAAAAAUCUUCACUUGAGAGUAAUGUUUGAACAGAUGGCCAAUCCGCAACCGGGUAGACGUGUUUCGGUACGGCCCCAAAACGUUUGUUCGCAGAAGAAACGAGCAGUUUGAAACCGAGAAACCCAAAGGCCACCGUAAUCUAGCGGGUCGGUUUGGUCACGUAUCUGCAGUUAAAUUUACGCCAUGUACGCAUUGGUUGUGUCCGUAUCGCUGGCCUGCAUACUGCAGGUCGCGUACUCCAGCCCGGACUUUGGCAUCCAGGGCACGAUCGCCGGUGUAGCCAAGAUCAACGAGCGCGCGGUCCUGGCGAAGGAGCACUUUCUACGUGUGGACGACUACAUCAUACCAACGCAGAAGAGUGACAUUAGCAAGCUGCGCGAUGCGGCAGUGAUAUUGCAGGCGAUCGGCCUGCAGGUGAACACACUCGGUCCGGCCUUAAUGGAUGCAGUGACGACAGCAUCGGACAACGAUAGUGGUAAUAUCGAGUCAACGUUUACACUGAUCUCUAUGGCACGGAUUACGUUUGAGGAUUACAUCAAUAUUGUGCUGCAGGAGCAGAUACAGAAUCUCGAGACACUGCUCGGCAUUCACGUGCGGGAUCAGCUCGUGGAUGACUUCUAUCACAUUUCGGAGCGGCUGACGGCGCUGGAUGCCACACUGUCGUUGCUGCAGACAGCUGUAGAGGAAGCACAUACCGCAGCGAACGGUGGUCCAGUGUCUGAUGCGCUUGUACGGCAGUUCGUCGAUGCCGAUCUGGUCGCACAGUUGACACGCCAUCUUACACUGCUGGCGUAUCGUAUACCGGUACUGACGUACACCAUUACCUCAUCGCUGGAAAACAUUCAGCAGGCGGAUGAGUACUACUUCGGAUUGAGGGAGGAUUCGGACCGAGUGUUGGACGAGAUUGAAGCAUCCGGCAAUGAUUUCUAUGACGACACGAUGGCCUAUUCUACCGUCGUCGAGGCGGCCAUGAACCAGCUCAUUGGUGAUUACGAAGGCGAUUUGGAUGCAGCUACGGAGACUGCCACAGAGCUAAACGUAGAGGAUCUGACAUCGGCUAUCAGUGGUCUCAAAGCGGUACAGGAUACUGACCUGGCGGACACACUUGAAGCGUACAAGGCACUUUAUCUAGAGCGAGUGGAGGAACUGUCCACGCUGUUACCGAUCGAGUCUAACUUUUCGUUCCUUGCGGGUGAAAAUCCAGCCGCCGUACUGGUGGGAGUGUUGAUCGCCAAUGGUCCAUUUUCACGAUUUUGCUUCUGGAAGUAUGCCAGCGUGCUGCACAACAUUCUGCUUACGUCGAACUUUGCCAGCGAGUGUUACGAUCGGGAGUACAAUCGGCUGCAGACGCUGGAGCAAGCAUUACUGUUAGAGAUCGAGAUGAUCAGCUUCAAUCAGGAGAUUAUCAAUCCGUAUUCGAGCGUCUGUAGCUUUCUGCCCGCAUCCGCUUCCACACGCACCACAGAAUGUGCGAACGAGAUUGCCUCUUACUUUGCCAUCCUUUCGACCGAGUACGAUACUAAGCUGGGUUACUUCGUAGAGUUGGCCGAAAUUGAGCUGGAUGCCGCCAAGGAGCGAUUGAGCGUUUGCUGGUUGUCGAAGGUACAGCAAAUACUGGUCCAGUAUGCAGAUAUAGUGCCAGAAAUUAAUGCCUGUGCUGCGACCGGACCUGACGUAUAGAUUCAAUAAAGCAAAACAGCGGAAUGGUGUGCGAUGCUGUGUGUGUUUAUGCAACAAAAAAAAACAACCAACAAUAAAGCUGUGUAAUAUUGCAUUUUUGAGCUAAUAUUCCAUCAAGGUAUCUGGCGAGAAAAUAUAUCAAUUUGUUUAGUGUAGUUCAAUGUAUGUGGUUAACAGCUUCACAU